GAACUAGAUUUUGAGAUAAGUGUGCAGCAGACUCAGGUACAAGAACAUUCCAUCCUCAUUCCACUCCCUCCAUUUUUCCUCUUACGAACUCCUUUCUCUGGUCACCUUCCUCAUAACCCACGGAAAAAAAAAAAAGAAAGGACCUUGCAUUGUUUAGAGUCUCAAUUUUCAUGGAGUCGUGUUAGCAGGGAGCCAUUUCUAUGAAUUCAUGGCGUGCUGUCAGUCUUCUCAGCUUCACAUAUGGAGGAGUCUUUGUUGCUUAUGGAGAAAUGAUUCGAGGAUUAAGAUGGUUGGAAAUUUAUUAAAUUCUCGAAAAUUAGGUCUGGUUCAUCCUCCAUUAUCUCGGUCUUUGAAGGACUACUGCAAUGUAUCUCAUAACCUAGAAGCGGAUAUACCUGCAACGUCUCAAAGUGUUAUAAUUUCUUCUAAAAAUGAACCAAAGCUACCUCAAGAGGCAAUUCUUGGUUCGUUUAAACACGAACAAAGGGUAAAUGCAGAUUCUUCAAAUGGUCGAGUGAUGCUUAUUGAUGGCACUGCAAUCAUCUACAGAGCUUACUUUAAGCUUUUAGCAAGGUUGCACCACGGUCAUCUGUCACAUGCUGAUGGCAAUGGAGACUGGGUUCUAACUAUAUUUUCAGCUUUAUCUCUCAUAAUUGAUGUUCUGGAGUUUAUCCCUACCCAUGUGGCGGUUGUCUUUGAUCAUGAUGGCCUGAAUUUUCGUCAUACUCUAUAUCCUUCAUACAAAAGCAACCGUCCGCCAACACCUGAUACCAUAGUUCAAGGGCUCCCAUAUCUGAAAGCGUCAAUCAAGGCUAUGUUCAUUAAGGUGAUAGAGGUACCAGGUGUGGAAGCAGAUGAUGUGAUUGGAACAUUGGCUGUGAGGAGUGUUGAUGCUGGUUUCAAGGUACGAGUUGUCUCUCCGGACAAAGAUUUUUUUCAGAUUAUCUCUCCUUCGUUACGUCUUCUACGAAUUGCACCACGUGGCUUUGAGAUGGUCUCAUUUGGAAUGGAGGAUUUUGCUAAAAAAUAUGGAGAUUUGAAACCUUCUCAGUUUGUUGAUGUUGUUUCUCUUGCGGGUGACAAAUCCGAUAACAUUCCAGGAGUUGAAGGCAUUGGAGAGGUUUAUGCUUUGCAACUGAUCACUAAAUUUGGCACAUUAGAGAAUUUGUUGCAAUCUGUUGAUCAAGUCAAAGAGGAGCGUAUCAGGAAGGCCUUGCAAACAAAUGCUGAUGUAGCUAUCCUGAGCAAGAACUUGGCCCUGCUACGAUCGGAUCUACCCUUCUACAUGGUACCCUUUAUGACAAGAGAUCUCACAUUUAAGAAGCCAGAGGACAAUGGAGAGAAAUUCACAAGCCUCUUGAAUGCUAUCAGUGCUUAUGCAGAGGGAUUUUCAGCUGAUCCAAUAAUCAGAAGAGCGUAUAAUUUGUGGAAUAAGCUUGAAGCGCGGUGAUUUGUUGUGUUGUGCAUUCAGAAGCAAAGUGUUUGGUAGAAUUCCACAGUUGAAAAUUCAAUAUUUUGAGCAAUUUUGACAUGAAGGAUGUUGAUAUUAUGUGAACAGGAUCUACCAUUUACUGAGAAUCCAUAGAUUAAUAGAAAGUUAUUAUUGGUCCCUGAAA
This is a messenger RNA of Carica papaya (papaya), 1616 nucleotides long. RefSeq names its product 5'-3' exonuclease family protein. Gene Ontology annotation, biological process: DNA replication, Okazaki fragment processing. Lineage: Eukaryota; Viridiplantae; Streptophyta; Magnoliopsida; Brassicales; Caricaceae. Gene Ontology annotation, molecular function: 5'-flap endonuclease activity; DNA binding; 5'-3' exonuclease activity. The record is from RefSeq and is a predicted model, not a curated record.